Messenger RNA from Aspergillus eucalypticola CBS 122712, 7426 nucleotides. RefSeq names its product formin sepA. Bases 396 to 7127 code for a protein of 2243 amino acids. The record is from RefSeq and is a predicted model, not a curated record. Gene Ontology annotation, cellular component: mating projection tip; cell division site. The transcript is spliced from 5 exons. Gene Ontology annotation, molecular function: GTPase activity; small GTPase binding; actin binding. Gene Ontology annotation, biological process: tRNA modification; actin filament bundle assembly; barbed-end actin filament capping. NCBI's taxonomy places the organism in Eukaryota, Fungi, Ascomycota, Eurotiomycetes, Eurotiales, Aspergillaceae.
CAAAAAGACUCCAGCCACUAAAGCCCGAUCCUGGGAUUUGCCAGAGUAGGAUAGCCCUACUGGGAGCCGUCAUUACAGACCGCUCCUUUGACUCUCAUUUCUUCAAGUCACCUUCUCCAUCUGUUUGUUGGGAGAAGCGUCCGUCUUUGGUGGCAUCCUUUCCCCCCCCCCUCGUGCCAACGCUGCUCCGCAGCGGCUAUUAAUCAGUGUUAGUCAGGAGUGUCUGGAAUAAGUUGUCGCCUUGAGCUGAAUGUGAUCCUGGCCUUCGCAGAGAUUGAGAGCGACCGAUUCUUCUCAAUCUACAGCCUCCGACGACUGUCUGCUACCUCAACGCUCUUGCCCCAGCUGAUUACGCUCAUGCUGCGCCCUGCAUCUCCCCAGCGACGUCCGUCAAGAUGCCAACCACCACGUCCGCGCCUGACAAAUCGAGACAGACUUCCGCUGGGAAAUCGUUCUUCGGGAGGAAGCUGCACAAGGAGAAAGCGGUAGACGAUCGCCACGAUGCCCAUACAGGCUUCGAGACCCUCGCGCCUCCUGGAAGCGCCCCGGGUUCUCGUUCCUCUCGCCAUUCCAAGCGAUCCUCCGUCCAGUCUAUGGAUUUUUCCAACGACAUCGAUCCUGCAGCGCUGUCAAUGACGGCUGGUGUGAUUACCUCUAUCCCCUAUGAAAGUCUCCCCGCCGACACCAAGUCGCCGAUUCCCAUCGACUAUCUCUCUAAAGCCGAAACCUCGCCACGCAAAGAACCAUCCCCGAAUCAUCUUGCCAAGGGAGGCAGUGAUUUCCAUCAGUAUCCCGCUUGGAACCCGGCCACUAUCCGGGACAAUAAUACUUAUUCUCACCCCACCGGCCCUCGUCCGCCGCCACAUGCGUCUAAUGUAACAAUGGCGGGAAGCUCUUCGGGGGACAAAGGUGCUCGGUAUCAACAAUGGGGACGACCGGGUAGCUCGGCUGCCAACACAGGAUUUAGUCACAACUCUUCAUCUACAGUAGAUUCCUCGUCGCAUUCCCGAAUAUCGUUCGACCAGGCCAGUGUCCACUCGUCACUUUCCUCCAACACCCGGGACACUAGAGGUUCGAGCUAUUUUUCGUCGGACGGAUCUUCUCGAACACUGACAACCUCGCACUCUGCCGACCGCAAUACCUACUCAUCUAAUGGAACCUCUAGCCGACUCUCUAAUGCGCAGGCUGCGUGGCAGUCGGCCCAGCCCGCGCAACCCGCGAAGUUACCAGCCAACCCCGAGCAAUACCUGACCCGUCCAAGGGACGAUCGGAUUGUGGACCAGCUGUUUCUGGAAUUGAUGCAGAAGCGAGGUUGGCAGAACUUGCCUGAGCAGGCCAAACGGCAGAUGCUUGCGUAUCCAGCCUCGAAAAAGUGGACGCUGGUUCAUCAAGAUCGGUUGACGGAAAUUCAGGGCGAACAGAAGCGCAGGCAGAAUGCCCGGCAGACCCAUGGUCACGAUGGGCCGUCGGGGAUUCUGGAGCGGGCCGAUGAAGAGGGAAGCCCGGAGUGGUACGUGAAGAAGGUUAUGGAUGAUUCAAUCACGUCGAAACAAUUAGCUAGUUUGAGCGUCAGUCUGCGCACACAACCGAUCAGUUGGGUGAAAGCCUUUGUCGAAGCACAAGGCCAAAUCGCCCUGACCAACGUUCUUGCUAAGAUCAACCGGAGGAAAGCUUCAGGUCCUGUUCCUGCACCCCCGACUGGUGACAAGGACUUGGAUCGUGAAUACGAUAUUGUCAAGUGCCUGAAGGCUUUGAUGAACAACAAAUAUGGCGCAGAUGAUGCCCUCGCUCAUCAGCAGGUUAUUGUUGCUCUUGUCAGCUCGCUGCUGUCUCCCCGAUUAAAUACAAGGAAGCUGGUCAGUGAAGUCUUGACCUUCCUUUGCCAUUGGGCAGAAGGCCAGGGCCAUCAAAAGGUCCUCCAGGCUAUGGACCAUGUGAAGAACCACCAUGGAGAGACUGGUCGCUUUGAUGCCUGGAUGCGUAUCGUCGAAGUGACGAUCGAUGGCCGUGGAAAGAUGGGUAGUUUGGUGGGCGCGAGUGAGGAGUACCGCAGUGGUGGUAUAGGCAUGGAGAACCUUCUCAUGGAGUAUGCCGUCUCAACCAUGCUCCUCAUCAACAUGUUGGUGGACGCUCCGGAGAACGACCUACAGCUGCGCUGUCAUAUUCGUGCGCAGUUCACCUCUUGCGGCAUCAAGCGUCUCAUGACUAAAAUGGAAGGUUUCCAGUAUGAGGUCAUUGACAAGCAGAUUGAGCGCUUCCGCGAGAAUGAGGCCAUCGACUACGAGGAUCUUCUGCAGCGUGAGAGUAGCAGCGUGAAGGAUAGCAUCGAGGGCGAGGUCAAAGACAUGAACGAUCCUCUACAAAUCACAGAUGCUAUUGCUUCAAGGAUUACAGGUACUCGCGCUCACGACUACUUCCUCUCUGCUAUGCAGCACAUGCUUCUUAUCCGGGAGAACUCUGGCGAAGAUGGUCUCCGGAUGUACCAGCUCGUCGAUGCCAUGCUUAGCUACGUGGCCAUGGAUCGCAGGCUACCCGAUCUGGAUCUCCGCCAAGGUUUAACAUUUACCGUGCAGAGCCUCUUGGACAAAUUACAUACAGAUUCAGAGGCAAGACAGGCGUACGAUGAAUCCUUGGAAGCGCGCCAGAUUGCGGAGGCUGCCUUGGCAGAGCGGGAUGAGAUGAAGGCACAGAUUGAGCUGGGUGCAGACGGCCUAGUAAAGAAGUUGCAGAAGCAAAUUGAAGAGCAGACUGGCAUCAUCGAACUUCAACGGAGACGGGAGGAGUCAAUACGGGCUGAGCUCGCCGAUGUUCAACGCUUGCGUGCUCAGGAGUUGCAACGGAACGAACUGGAAACCAGAGAGCUCUACCUGAUGCUUCGGGAUGCCCAGGACAUCGCUGCUUCAAAUGCCAAGAAGAACAACCUCGCAGAAGUCGAUCCGUCCCAUAUGAGGGGCAUCAUGGACCGUGAAAAGCUCCUUGAGCGGUUGGAGAUGCAACUCGAACGCACCAAGACCCAAUUCAAGUUGGAGGGCAAGGUAUGGGGUCAACAUGUGACCUCAGACCGGCUGCGCGAACUUCGUGAGCAAAUGGACGGUGAUGUUGAGCCGCAAGAUGGGUUCCAGGACCAGGCUCAUCACGUUGCGGGCUUGGGAUCUGUUCAGCGCAAGCGCAGCCAUCUGCCCGGCAUGGAGAAGGAUACUGUCGAGGGUCAGCAGCAGGAGGGCCAGGUGGAUGAGAACGGAGAGAUCAUCUAUGAAAGGGCGCGUCUGGUCGACCUCCAUCGGCCACGACUUAACCCUAAGCAGGCGAACGGCCUCCUGGGAGAAAUUGCCUCGAGGGUACCUAAGAUCGACGCAGACGAUAACGAAGCUACACCUGUUGUUCUCGAAGCCACGGCGCCUGUCACCGACGAACCCAAGGUCGAGAGUGAAAUUGAGAAGCCCGAGGCCAAGGGGGCGCCCGCUCCACCCCCGCCGCCGCCGCCACCACCGCCUCCUCCUCCGGGAGCUGUGGGAAUUCCUCCUCCGCCCCCUCCCCCUCCUCCGCCACCGCCUGGUGGUGCCGUCGGAGUCCCUCCUCCCCCUCCCCCUCCCCCUCCGCCGCCGCCGGGAGGAAAGGUUGGAAUCCCCCCUCCACCUCCUCCGCCCCCUCCUCCAGGCGGUGCAGGAUUCCCGCCGCCGCCUCCCCCCCCACCAGGUGCUUCAUUUGGUGCCCCUCCUCCCCCACCUCCUCCUGGCGCAGGCUUUGGAGGAUGGCGAGCCAACUACAUGGCCUCCCAAGCCCUUCCUCAACACAAGACAGCUCUUAUGCCUUCUAUCCGGCCAAAGAAGAAGCUCAAGGCUCUUCACUGGGAGAAGGUUGAUGCUCCACAGGUAACGGUGUGGGCAGCUCACGCUCCCACUGCGCAGGAGAAAGAAGAGAAAUAUGUAGAGUUGGCUAAGAAGGGUGUCUUGGAUGAGGUUGAAAGACUCUUCAUGGCGAAGGAGACCAAGAUCUUCGGAGGCAAUGCAGCAGCGAAGCAGCGCAAGGACAAGAAACAGCUUAUCUCCAACGAGCUGUCCAAGAAUUUCCAGAUCGCAAUGGCCAAGUUUUCGCAAUUCCCUGCCGACGAUGUGGUGCGCAUGAUCAUACAUUGCGAUACAGACAUUCUGGACAACCAGGUCGUCAUGGAGUUCCUGCAGCGGGACGAGAUGUGCACAAUCCCGGAGAAUAUUUCCAAGUCGAUGGCGCCCUACAGCAGGGACUGGACCGGCCCCGAUGCUGCUAGUGCGGAGCGAGAGCAAGACCCCAACGAGCUCACGAGGGAAGAUCAGAUCUACCUAUACACCGCGUACGAGCUCAACCACUACUGGAAGGCGAGAAUGCGCGCUCUCGCGUUAACUCGGUCCUUCGAAAUUGAUUAUGAGCAUAUCUCCGCCAAGCUGCAACAAGUGGUGAAGGUCAGCGAAUCUCUGAGAGACUCUGUUUCUCUGAUGAAUGUCCUGGGUCUAAUCCUGGACAUUGGUAAUUUCAUGAACGAUGCCAACAAGCAAGCUCAAGGAUUCAAACUGAGCUCUCUUGCCCGGCUGGGCAUGGUUAAGGAUGACAAGAACGAAACCACUUUUGCUGAUUUAGUGGAGCGCAUUGUCCGUAACCAGUAUCCCGAAUGGGAGGGCUUCGUGGACGAGAUCAAUGGUGUCGUCGCUAUCCAGAAGCUCAACGUCGACCAGCUGCGGACGGAUGCGAAGAAGUACAUCGACAACAUCAAGAAUGUACAGGCCAGCUUAGACGCCGGAAACCUCAGUGACCCCAAGAAGUUCCACCCUCAGGAUCGCGUUAGCCAGAUCGUUCAGCGGAGUAUGAAGGAUGCUAGACGGAAGGCCGAGCAGAUGCAGCUCUACUUGGAUGAGAUGAUCAAAUCCUAUGAUGACAUCAUGGUCUUCUAUGGAGAAGACAAUUCUGAUGAGGGUGCCCGCCGAGACUUCUUCGCGAAGCUGGCUUCCUUCUUGCUAGAGUGGAAGAAAUCUAAGGAGAAGAACAUCUCGCUGGAAGAAAGUCGGAGACGCACCGAGGCGUCCUUGGCUCGCAAGCGGAAUAUCAAUGCCGGGCUUGCCAAUGGCGCCGCCUCUGCAAGUGACGCCCCACCGUCGCCAGCUACAAGCGGGGCCAUGGAUUCGCUCCUGGAGAAGCUCCGCGCCGCAGCGCCGCAAGCCAGAGACCAGCGUGACCGCCGCCGCCGUGCUAGGCUAAAGGAGCGACACCAAGUUCGUGUCGCUUCCGGCCAAAAGAUGCCGGAUGUUGCUGGAGCUGAGGCACCAGAAGGAGGGAACGAAGCCGAAAACGAUAAUAGCAACAGCAAGGCGGGCAACGACAAUGAUAGCGAAGCAAAUGCCGCCGCCCCAUCUCCGCGUGUACCUCCACAACGAUACUUCUCAGGUUCCUCACCGGCUCAAUCUAUCUUCGAUGCCGAUUCCACUAUCUAUGCGCUUUCAACAGCAUCUGGACGGGCUGCCAUUGCCGUUGUGCGGGCAUCGGGACCUGCAUGUGUGCAAAUCUACAAAUCUCUCUGUCCAGAAGCGCCACUCCCCCGACCCCGCCUCGCAGUCGUCCGCACCCUGUACGAUCCCUUACAAAAACCCUCCCCUAAUACCGUCCUCGACGCCGGCGCCCUAGUCCUAUACUUCCCCGGCCCGAAGACCGUAACUGGCGAAGAUGUCCUCGAGCUGCACCUCCACGGCGGCCCAGCCAUUGUCAAGUCCGUUCUGACAGCCAUCUCGCGUACAAACAACUCCAACUACACAGUCCGCUACGCCGAACCAGGUGAAUUCACCCGUCGAGCCUUCAUGAACAACCGCCUGGACCUCCCGCAGAUCGAAGCCCUGGGUGAUACCUUGUCCGCUGACACGGAGCAGCAGCGCCGACUUGCAGUCCGUGGUGCCAGCGAUGCUCUAUCGAAGCGGUACGAACAAUGGCGGCAUCAAUUGCUCUAUGCGCGCGGCGAACUGGAGGCCUUGAUUGACUUCUCGGAGGAUCAGCACUUCGACGAGUCCACCGAGGACCUGGUGUCGUCGGUUGCGGCUCAGGUGCGGGCUCUGCGGGCCCAAAUCGCCCUUCAUAUCCAGAACGCGUCCAAGGGUGAGCUCCUUCGUAACGGUAUAAAGGUCGCUCUUUUGGGGGCUCCGAAUGCGGGGAAGAGCUCGCUUCUGAAUCGGAUCGUGGGCAGAGAGGCCGCCAUCGUUAGUACCGAGGAAGGCACCACGCGGGAUAUCGUGGAUGUCGGUGUCGACAUUGGCGGCUGGUACUGCAAGCUCGGCGAUAUGGCGGGAAUUCGCUCGGAGCCUAACGAUCCCACCGGACAGAAGAAGACAGUCGUGAUUGGCGCCGUGGAACAAGAGGGCAUCAGACGGGCCAAGGCUCGUGCCUUGGAAUCGGACGUGGUUAUUGUGGUCGUCUCAGUGGAAGAAGCCACCGAUGGUGCAGCAACGUAUCGCCUCGCCGUCGAGCAGGAGGUCGUCGAUGCUGCCAACGACUGCGCCCGCGCAGGCAAAUGCGUCGUCGUAACCAUCAACAAAUGUGACCGACUACCGGAGGGUAAACUUCCCCCGCAGCUCAUCGAGACAGUCAGCCAGCUUUUUGAAGCGGUCCCGGACUUGCGCCAGCGCAUCUUCGGCAUCUCCUGUCUAGACGCCACCAACGGCCUGAACCUAACCAGCCCCAGUCCCAACCAGUCCUCCGAUCCCGGCUACAUCCAGCAAUUCCUACAAGGUCUGAUGACUACAUUCGAGGAAAUAGCCUCCCCGACAGGGAUCGACGGAGAUGAGAACGGACAAUACGAUCAUGCAUAUUGGGAAGAUUCACUGGGCGUGACGCAUCGCCAAAGUUCUAAUUUACAACGCUGUCUCGAACACCUGGAUGAUUUCCUAACCCAAACUCAACCGCAAUUCCAGACGCCUAUACCUUCAUCAUCUCGCCAAAUCGCUCAUGAUUACCCAGAAUCAGACAUGGACAUGGACAUUGAUAUCGUCACCGCCGCUGAACAUCUGCGCUCUGCCGCUGAUACCAUGGCGAAGAUCACGGGCCGUGGGGAAAGCGGAGACGUGGAAGAUGUUCUGGGCGUUGUGUUUGAAAAGUUCUGUGUGGGCAAGUGAGAGAGGUAUGUGUGAUAUCGGAAAUCAUAAGCGCAUAUUCUCUCCCAUCCGGAUGAUGUCCUCUAUAACGCGUCGUAUGCUACAACGCCCCUGCGACGGGUUGCUGCUCGUUGUACCCGCCACGGCCCUGCAGCAGCAGCGGGUCAGAAGAAAGAGGUGACAGCGACAGCGAGAGAGAUAGGGAACGAGAGGAUGAAGUCGGCUGCGCGGGCUUCGGCGCAGUAGUCUCGGGGGUGUUGUAUCCUCCUCGGCCCAUGGUGAUGAUCUUGUCUGAUCUGAGUUGUAUAAUAGAUGGUGGU